Fonsecaea erecta is the source of this 1449-nucleotide messenger RNA. RefSeq lists its product as hypothetical. The record is from RefSeq and is a predicted model, not a curated record. Bases 1 to 1449 code for a protein of 482 amino acids. NCBI's taxonomy places the organism in Eukaryota, Fungi, Ascomycota, Eurotiomycetes, Chaetothyriales, Herpotrichiellaceae. The transcript has a single exon.
AUGAGGAAAUUUGCAGUCCUGUUAGGACAAACCUCCCUCCUGCUAGCCCUCUUCAUUCUCCUAAUCUUCCAGGAAUCCCACAAGCAGCCUUUGAUGGACAAGUUGCAUGACAGUCUACGUCUGGCCACCAAUGGACUCAAUCGAACACUCCCUGCGUUGAGCAUUCUGAAUGGAUCGGUUCAACCGUCUGCCUCUUCCGCCACUUCUACGCUUUCGUUCAUUGCCCCGACCGUCAAGGCCGGAACUCAACGACCUGAGGAAGCCAAUCUCCUGACUUCCCCCCCCCUCCUUGCUGGCACUGAGGCACAAGCGCCCCAGGUGCUACAAAUCGAUUGUAAAGACAGGAUGACGGAUCGCGAAUCAUUCAACAAGGCUAGCGAAUAUGUCCACUCAAUCAUGAACUGCAGUGUUGGGCAUGGACCACAGUUGGAGUGCUCUUCGCUGAACACUACCAGAUACCUCGGGCUCCACGAUCCCUCUGCGUACGCUCAAAAACCAAAGUUUUUCUUUGCCAUGAGCCUUCAUCAGUCGGCGGCCAUCAUUUCACAGCUGCUUGGAGCCAUCGUUGAGGUCGUUCGAUUCCUCGGUCCUCAAGCCUGCGUUAUUUCUGUGGUCGAGGGCCGAUCAACAGACGGGACGUUCGAGAUCUUGAAGAGCUUGGCGAAGGAGAUGGAACAUCUUGGAGUGUCCUAUUUCUUGUCUUGCAAUGAGCUGCAGCCUGGCGGAGAAGGCAUGGAACGUAUCUCCACCCUGGCAGAACUGCGGAACAGAGCUCUGUUGCCUUUGACCCAAUAUGCACGAUCGUAUGACCUGUCAACCACAAUCAUCUUCCUGAACGAUAUUGCUCCAUGUGCGGAGGACAUCUUGGAACUGAUUUAUCAGCGAGAGCUACUAAAAGCGGACAUGACUUGUGGGAUGGACUGGUACAAUCUGGAUGACGGCGGCACUUUCUACGACUCAUGGAUCGGGAGACAGAUGAACGGCGAGACCUUCUUCGAGGUGCCCCAGAGCACGUCUUGGGACUUCUCCAAGAACCUUUUUUGGAAUCAUGAGCCCAGCAAGUCCCGUUUUUCGUUGGGCCAGCCGGUGCAGGUCUUCUCUUGUUGGAAUGGUGCGGUGGCUCUCACGGCCAAGCCCUUCCUGGAUGGGAAGAUCCGGUUCAGGACCGAAGUAGAGGAGGAGUGUCACCUUGGAGAACCGGUUCACCUAGCCAAAGACUUGUGGAGGCUUGGCCAUGGCAAGAUCGCUGUCAUCCCGAGUAUCAACGUCGGGUAUUCCGUGGACGACUCGAGGAAAGCAAAAGAAGCGCAUGGUUCGGUGACAACCGUGGCAUCCAAGGAAUCUGUGGAGUUGAGCAAGAUUGAUUGGCAACAGAAGCCACCAGGUCAGAUCAAAUGCUUGUGGCCCUGGGAUCGUCCCUUGUGGGAGCCUUUUGAGCUCCGCGAAUGA